AGCCUCUCGGUGUCAGUUGAUGAGGAAGCAAACUGAGAAUGAGGUAAAGCUGAAUCCUGCUGCAGAGCAACCACAGGCAGAGCAGCUUCUUGCAUGUUGUUGCCGGAUGAUGUUUUUUGAAAGACAGGAAGUGAGAGAAGAGCAGAGGUAGAAGCAGAGAGGACUGAACCGAAGAUCGCUGUAAAUUACAAGCAGGAUCUCAUGAGGUUAGGUAAAAGAAGCUAGAGUUGAGAGAAAUUCAUUAAGAAACUCUAAAGGUUGGCUAUGGGCACUGAGGAGAAAGAUUUAGAGCCCGCUGCACAUCUUCCAUCAAAGGAGCAGGGAUCACCCAAGAAGGAAAAGGAUCCUCCUGUUGAACACCCUCAAACAUCUGAGACCGCCGACCCCCUCAACACCUACAAGUGGCACACUGACUCCAAGGGAACGCUCAAUUAUGCCAAAGAAGAUGGAGACAGAGGUGCAGCGUCCUCCAACUCUACAAUCGAUAAAAUUCAGAAAGCUUCUAGCAACAAAUGGAGCAAGGUCCAAAACUGGCGCAAAGCUCUAAGCGAGGACACUGGAGACAAAAAUGCACCCAGCACUAGAGUUGCAGAGGGACCCAAACCCGAUAAAGGGGCCGGGGGAACCAAGAAGAACCCAUUCAGACGGGCCCUGUCUGAGCCUCCUGGAUCGCUCUUUUCAGCCCUGACUCCAUCCUCCAGCUCUUUCAACUCCGCUCAAGCAGCUUCAUCCUCAUCUGCAGCAGCUGCAGAUGCCCCAGGGGGGUCCUCCAUCGACCCUUCACAGAAAGGAGGCCUAAAAAAAUACCUGUGGAACGUGACCCAGAAACUCAAGAGGCCCCGGCUGCAGAGCCGUAACAGCGCUUCAGCUUUACUUCAAGAUCUGGGAAAAUCGGAACGAACACCAAAUGUCCCAACUGAGCCUCCAAAAUUAGAGUGGGUCCCACCGCAGGAAGUCCCCUUAUGGGACAUCAGCAACUGUUGCCUUGACAAUGGACAAAUUCUCAUUUCCCAGGAGGAAGAGCCGACGACAUGGAUCCGAAACCGUGUCAGCAGCUGCUUGUCCAACCUUAGCAUGCAGAAUCUUGCAGAUAUCGACUUAGAAUGUAGCCCCGACCCCGUGGGCCAGCCAGGCGGGUCUCGACCCAAGAACCAGGAUGGUGGUGUACGGGCGCUGAUCAAACGACGCCUUGACAAGGCCAAAAGGAACAGUGCCACCCAGCUGAACCCGGCUCUGAACAAACUAAGCAGAGAGUAUGGUUCCCGGGAGUCAGUAUCAAUUCCAGUCAGGGUGAUGGAAGGUGUAGAUCUGAGCGCCGAUACCAGCACAGUCAUCAGGCCUGUCCACAGCUCCAUCUUAGGGGAGAAGUACUGCUUUGAGGUGAUAAAUUCGGAGAACACCCACUGCUUCGGCUGCUCUUCGGCUGCUGAACGUGACAGAUGGAUUGAAGAUCUGAGACGGGCGGCCCAGCCCAAUAAGGACAACAUUGAGCGUACAGAGAACUCCCUGAGCCUGUGGGUUAACGAAGCCAAGGAUCUGCCACCCAAACGGAGUUACUACUGCGAGAUGCAUCUGGAUGGGACCCUGUUCGCUCGCACUAGCAGUCGAGCUGUUGGAAAGGCAGCCAACCGCUCCAGCAUGGCUGGAGACAACUCCACCGGGUCAUCGGGAAACACAGGGGCCGGUGGAGGCGCAGCCGGAGGGGGUCAACUGUUCUGGGGUGAAUUCUUCGAGCUCGACAACCUGCCUUCUGUCUCUCAAAUCAGUCUCCACCUUUUCCGUGAGGAAGACUCCAAAAAAAAGCGCCACUCCAGAGACGAGUCAAACCUGCACCCACUGGGCAGCGUGGAGAUCCCUCUAUCUGACAUUCGAGGGAGGACCUAUAAGGAGAAGUGGUACCUCAUCACUCUGCACAAGACUUCAGCAGGAAACAAAGAGCAGCUGGGUCCUCAGGCUUCUCUCCGCAUCAAGGCUCGAUUCCAGAACCUGAAAGUGCUGCCCAUGGAGAAGUACAAGGAGUUUGCAGAGUAUGUGACAGUGGAUUAUGUGGAGAUGUGUCCAAACCUGGAACCACUUCUGAAUGUGAAGGAGAAAGAAGAGCUGGCAAGAGCUCUGGUCCAUGUACUUCAGAGUAUCGGCAAAGCCAAGGAAUUCCUGUUUGAUUUGGGCAGAGCUGAAGUCAAACGGCUUGAGGAGAAAGAAGCAUUGAUCUUUAGAGAAAACACUUUAGCCACCAAAGCCAUCGAUGAAUACAUGAAGCUGGUUGGUCAGAGAUACCUCAUCGACACCCUCGGAGAUUUUAUCAAACGACUUUACAAUUCAGCCGAGAACUGUGAAGUCGAUCCUCGUAAAUGUCCUCCUGCUGAGCUUUCAAGCAACCAGCAACACCUGAGGGAAACAUGUCAGGAGGUGGUGCAGAAGAUCGUAGAGAUCCAGGGACUUUUUCCUGAAGAAUUAAACAAGAUCUUCUCAAGCUGGAUGGAAAUGUGUGAAGACCAGGGCAAAGCAGAAAUUGGCCAGCGGCUCAUCUCCGCUUCCCUCUUCCUUCGCUUCCUGUGUCCAGCUAUUCUGAGUCCAUCCCUUUUUGGUCUAAUCCAACCUUAUCCAGAAACGAACACACUGCGUACCCUGACCUUAACCGCUAAAGUCAUCCAGAAUUUGGCCAAUUUCACCCAGUUUGGAGAGAAGGAGGAGUAUAUGUUGUUCAUGAAUGACUUCUUGCAGCAGCACUGGGACGGAAUGAGGGGUUUUCUGCAAACGGUGUCCAACGAGGACAGUGAAAUCCCAAUGACGUCUUUUGAUGGAUAUGUAGAUCUGCCCCUGCGUUUAGCCGUGCUACAUGGGCUGUUGGUGGACAUCAUCCAUAAGAAAGACCAGGAAACGAUUGACAAGCUGCAUCCUCUGCCUUCAAUUCUGAAUGAGAUUACAAAAUCACUGGGUCCUGAAGUCCCUCGGAUCAUUAUUAACAGCCAAACAGAAAGUUCCAAACCAGAAUUCGUUCCUCCCAAAGAUGUGAAGAAGCAGCCAAUGUUUCCCAAAGCCCAUCGAGACCGGAACAUGAUGAAGGGAAAACCACUGGCCAGAACUCAGAGCGCUCCACACCGACCUCACAGUCACAUUAAACCACCCCUGAGGAGGCAGACGAGCUCUGAAGCUCUGCCAAUGCCUGAACACCAAGCGGAUGUGGAACCCAACCAGCCAGUCAUCACACCACCAAAAACUAGCGUAAGCAUCAAGAGUCCUCCAGCACCCGUUCCGUGGAUUGUGAAUCCCAACAGGGAGCCCGGUAAAAUGAAGAUACAGAAUGAGCAGCUGAGCUUACUGGACAGGCAUGCUCAGGAGCUGUCUGAGCUCCGUCUGGGUAUAGAGCAGGUGACAGAGCGUGAACUGGACAUGGCCAAGCGCCUGGAGGACUUCAUCAUCCAGAUUCAGGACCAGAAUGCAAUGCUGCAGGGGGAGGUCACUGAGCUGCAGAACCAGCUGGCUGUGCGAGACGAGCAGCUCGCCAGCGCCACCUUCAGGUUGGGUGUGAUUGAGGAAGAAAGGGAGGAAGAUGAGAGGAAGCUAAAUAUUGCUCUUGCAGCAGCUGAAAGAAUGAAUGUGCUGGAGGAGCAGUUUGCGAGCAUGGUGAGGGAGCUUCAACAGUUGAAUGAGAACUCCAACAGCUGCCAGAAGAAGAGCCAGAACUCUGAACAGCCUCACAUCAACAGCAACUGAGCUCAGAGAAAAUGACUUAGCUUCAGUUUUGUAUAAAUGCACAUAAGGAGUCGAGGAUUUAUCAGUCUUCCUAACUUUUAUGUAUCAACAUCAUUUCUGUUUGACUUUAAACAUUUCCAAUAAACAAGAAAGUACCUAAUUUACUUUUGGUAUGUUUUAAAGGAGAUUGCAACUUUUUAAAUAAAGUUAUAAUAGUUCAUUUUCGUAAAGUUUUUUGCAGAAAAUCCCUCUCACAUAAAGCUAUCUCAGGUUAUAUUCAUGACAUUUUCAGUGCCAUCCAGAAUGAGCCGUUUCAGGGCUCUAUCACUUUCAGGGAGAAAAGCCUGCAUCAAUGCAGACUUGAGUGAAGUGCGAAUCAAUGAUGCAAAAGGGGCAUGAUCAACCUCUGCACUUGAGAAUUGGGACACCAUACGUAUUCACCCCUGGCCAGGAUUGCGCAAUUGAAGGGCGCAAGUGUGGAAAUGUUAGAAUUGGGAUAAUUUGGACACUGAGGGCAAGCUGUGGUUACUAACAGAUCAUUCAAGCAGUUUGAGCUUCUUUUUUUUUAUCACUGAGCAAAAUGAUAUUUCUGUACUUUAUUUUGCUGGUUGAAUGGGGGAAGUGCUGUGUCAUUUAGCUGCUUGGUCAAACGUGUUAAUGGAGCUGCAUAAGACACUUGAGCAGGUGCCCAGCUUCACUAGACUGGCUUGCCAGACUUGUCCUCUAUUUAAUUCUACACAGAAGACGAGUCUGGAUACUAACAGGCAGAGAGGCAGAUGAGGGGCGGGACUAGCCAGCUCAAAAAUAACAAAUCAGAAAAAAGGCGGAAAUGCCACCUGUACCGCGCGACGCUGUAGUCAAAAAUGGCGUCUGGCAACGGAAAAGAACAGAGGAAAGAGCCGCAGCAAACUCCGCUCCAGACGCCGUCUUCAUUGUUCAUGAGAAACUGAGCAUCGGGGUGUGAGACGUAUGCUGCUCAGCGCUGAUUGGCUCGGUUAGAAUUCUUAGGGGGUGGGGUUAUUUGAAUGGCUCUGAUGUGAGGCUGUAGUCAUGCUGGUCAAUUGUGGAUUUCUGUGGGAGAUUUAAUUCAUUUCCACCAGUAGGAGAAAAUAUGUUUGAGGAAUUUUGGCCUCUUCUGGAUUAAAUAAUCUGGUUACGGGGAGGAGGGGUUUGGCUCGUCUCUGAACAUAAGCGGGAAAAUCACACCAAAUCGGCUGGCGACGUGGCUGGUCAUGAAUGUAAACUAGAUCUAUUAAACCUAAAGGCAUCAGAGUCAAAUCGCUAGCAGUAGCAGUAACAGUUCCAUCUACCCGAUUCCUCUUGCAAAGGCUUAUGUCAUGGCUUGGUCACUCCCGUCAUCAAAGAAUCGUCGGCUAACAGUGCCUACACCACUCUCAGGACAAUCCAGACUCUUUUCACGUGUCAUUCCACAGAUGUGGAAUGACCUACCAAGCACUACCAGAACAGCGGCGUCCAUGUCGAUUUUCAAGAAACUCCUGAAGACCCAGUUCUUCAGAGAGCAUACUCUAAAUUAGCACCCUCCCUGGCUGCACCCGUCCCCCACUCUACUGUCCACUCCUUGUUCACUUCCCUUUAUGAUUCAUUAUGCUGCCUCACUUCCACCUAGGAUUGACUGACUAGUGUUUGUUUGUUUGUUAGCCUCAAGGGCAACCUGCUGGCUUCAUUAUCACUUGUAAGUCGCUUUGGACAAAAGCGUCUGAUA
Nothobranchius furzeri (turquoise killifish) is the source of this 5419-nucleotide messenger RNA. RefSeq names its product RAS protein activator like 3 (gene rasal3). Lineage: Eukaryota; Metazoa; Chordata; Actinopteri; Cyprinodontiformes; Nothobranchiidae. The record is from RefSeq and is a predicted model, not a curated record. Gene Ontology annotation, biological process: regulation of GTPase activity.